GACCUCAAAGUGGGGGGCUUGUACCUGCUGAAGGAGGAUGGAGGACAAGGCCGGGCGCGGCAGCAUGAAGCCCCAGCUGGACAAGCUCACCCUGGGGGUCAUCCGCAUCUUAGAAGCUUCUCCAGGAGUGACCGAAGUUACAUUUGUCGAGAAGGAACCAGCAGAGCGCCACUCCAUUGUUUCGUGGGAGCAGAGGAAUGCCUGCGUGCUGCCAGAGGAUUUGAAGAAUUUCUACCUGAUGAUGGAUGGCUUCCAGCUGACGUGGAGCGUGAAGAUGGACGAUAACCCCAUACCACUGGGCUCCAUGACGAUCAAUGGCAUCUCCAAGCUGAACCGCCUGGGCACGGCGCCGGUUUACGCCUUACCCAACAUGCCAACUCUUGCCGACUUGGAGGACACAGACGAGGAGGGAGAAAAAGGAAACCAGGAACAGCCAGAAAAGCCUCAUUUGGACUCCCGUAGUCUGAUCUUUGAGUUAGACCCGUGCGGCGGGAAUGGGAAGGUCUGCCUCGUGUACAAGAACACCAAACCAGUGGUUGCCCCGGAUUCUGAGAUCUGGUUUCUGGACAGAGCCCUCUACUGGCAUUUUCUAACCAAAACCUUCACCGCCUACUACCGUCUCUUGAUCACCCACCUGGGGCUCCCGCAGUGGCAGUACGCCUUCACCAGCUACGGGAUCAGCCCCCAGGCAAAGCAAUGGUUCAACAUGUACAAACCGAUCACCAUCAACACGGCACAGCUCUCGGAGGAGACGGAUUCCUUUGUGAACAAGCUGGACCCCAGCAAGAUUUUUAAAAGCAAGAACAAAACGCCGGUCAUCAAGAAGAAACUGCCGACCCAGCCGCCCACCACCCCGAAAGGCCAAACGGGGGCAGCCUCCAAAACCCCAUCACAGGCCGGAAGCUCCUCGAGGAGAUGAGGACCCAGGGCUGACUCUCUCUUCCAGGCCACACAAAAGCACGGGAGCCCCUCAAGAUACUUCGGUCCGCUCAGCCCACAGCUGCAUGCCCGUGUGUGGCUAACUAGACACAGGACCCGGCACAGUCUGCAAAUAUUUAUGUUAAACUAUUUAUUUAAGAAACCUCGGAGCCCUGACUUAUUUAUCUAAUUUAUAUUCCACUCUUCCCUCAAGCGGGCUCAGUGUUUGGCUAGUUAGCUUCAGGACCUGCCACAGGCUCCAGAUCUUUAAGUUAAAGUAUUUAUUUAAGAAAACUCCAAGUUCUGAUGGGAUUUCCUUUAUGCCAGAUGUGCCCGGUACUUUUCAUGGCAGUGGGGGAGGUAUUGCUGCGA
Molecule: messenger RNA, 1290 nt
Organism: Eublepharis macularius
Lineage: Eukaryota; Metazoa; Chordata; Lepidosauria; Squamata; Eublepharidae
Gene: TPGS2
Product: tubulin polyglutamylase complex subunit 2
Exons: 7
Coding region: 38-919 (293 amino acids)
Biological process (GO): protein polyglutamylation
Source: RefSeq, a predicted model, not a curated record